Phlebotomus argentipes is the source of this 960-nucleotide messenger RNA. RefSeq names its product aquaporin-like. Bases 84 to 815 code for a protein of 243 amino acids. Gene Ontology annotation, cellular component: plasma membrane. NCBI's taxonomy places the organism in Eukaryota, Metazoa, Arthropoda, Insecta, Diptera, Psychodidae. The record is from RefSeq and is a predicted model, not a curated record. Gene Ontology annotation, biological process: transmembrane transport. Gene Ontology annotation, molecular function: water channel activity. The transcript is spliced from 3 exons.
UUAAUUGGUUUUUUGUGCGGCUUUCAUUUGCCAUUUGAGUGAUAAAUUGACGCUGAAAAGAAGUCGUUUAAGUCUGGUUACGAAUGGCGAGUGUUAAGUGGGGUUUUGAGGAGAUUUCCGCUCACAAGAGGCCCAAGCUACUGCGGGCUCUCUUGGCGGAGUUUUUGGGCAUUUUCAUGCUCAACCUCUUCGGCUGCAUCGCGGCAACGUGUGGAGAUCCGGCUGUGAUCUCCAUUGCUUUCGGCUUUGAGGUGUUCAUGAUCAUUUCGGCGCUGGGUCACGUGAGUGGGAGUCACAUCAAUCCAGCCGUGACCGUUGGCUUCCUGGUUUCUGGUCAGGUGACGCUGGUCCGGGCGGUGCUCUACGUUGUCGUGCAGUGUGUGGGCGCUGUGGCGGGAACGGCGUGCAUGAAGGCCUUCCUGCCGGAGUCAGAGCACGGAGAGCUCUGCCACUUGUACCUGGAUCCCAGCAUCAGCGUCCUCCGUGGUGUCUUCAUCGAGUGCAGCGUCACCUUCCUCCUCAUGCUCACCGUCUUGGGAGUCAGCGAUGAGAAUAAAUCAGAGUCCAAGUUUUCGGCAGCCCUCACAGUGGGAUUAGUGGUGGUGCUGGGAAAUUUAUCUGCCAUCAAGUUCACCGGAGCCAGCAUGAAUCCCGGCCGGUACUUCGGCUCUGCCGUCAUCGCCGGCUCCUGGGAGAAUCACUGGGUGUACUGGGCGGGGCCCCUCCUGGGGGCAAUUGCAGCCUCCCUCCUCUACGUGCACUUGUUCAGGGCGCCGCCGAGAUCACGGGAAAAUGAACAGGGCCACGAUUUAUGACUGCCGUGCUUCUCACUGGAAAUUGGAUACUGUCUUCCUGCGUCCUGGAAGAUUGAGGAUGCAGUGAGUGCAGAGAUUAUGAUAGUAUUAUAGGUAUUUGUAAUAAAUGUUCCAACAGAGGCAAUAAAGUAUGAGGUUUUUCAGU